AUGUCGACUUGGCCGCGCCUCAACAAAGCCUCGAACAUCAUCGAUAUGGCCAGCUCCGACUCCGAGAAUGCGGUGCUUGCGUCGAGUACAACAAAAGCCAAGGAGACGUGCCUCGAGAAAGCCUCUAGCGACAUCGAAGUGCUGGACAGCUCCGACUCCGAGCAUGCGCUGCCUUCAUCAAGUACGGGGACGGCAAAAAACACGACAGCCUCGGACCAAAAGCCGAGCGACAAGCUGCCAGUGGUGUUCCCCGUGAAGGUCGAGCUCGCUGAUGAGGAGGGUCGAGACGCCAACAAGAAGAAAGCUCGUUAUACAUUUUGGGCUGCACAUGAAGGCUUCGGCCUUUGCAAGGGCUCCAAUCAGCUGCCGUGUUGCUUUGGGCCCGACGGUAAGCCCGCCAACGCAGCCCCAAACGGACGCUGCGACCUGUGCAGCACCGACAACCUGGAGGCUUUGCACGACGGGAUGCCCCAGAAAAUCACGCACCUCCUUGCGGACCUGGAGGGGAAGCCACUACAGCAUGCGUUAAUUCGUGUUGGUAUCGCACUCGGGCCUGAGGCACGCGCCGAAUACAGCAUGCGGCGAGAGCGGGCCGUUCGACGCCGGAAUCCCGGCCGCCCGAAGCGAGGCCCACGGAAGCCCAAGGAAAAUGUCGGAGAUGCGGCCCCUGCUCCCGAAACCAAUCGCCGUGUGAAGCUCUACCCAUGGGAUUCAGUCGCCUCUCAGCUAUUUGAACCCUUCGGCGAGGGCAUCCUGGACAGCUUGUCGCUCAAGGAAGUGUGGGAAGCAGCCGCCAAGGGAAAUAAAAAGGCUGCGUACCACAGUCAUCUGUGCGCAGAUGCCGGGACCGACGGCUGGCACGUCGGCGCAGGUGUGUCCCUCACCGCAGCUGCCCUGCAAGCUGCGAUCAAGAACUGGGAGAGCGCCGACAUGAAACGCCUCAUCAAAACGGAGCUGUACAACAAGGUCAACGUGGAGAUCGCCGAGCUGAAGCCGGUGUUGGAGAAGCUUAACUUCGGCAAGGGAUCCCAGCAGCAACGGGACACGGGCUCCUUCCGACAGGCUAAGAGGCAGAAGACGUCCGGGACACCAUCGACCACAUACUCGCAAGCCGAGGUUGACGAGGCAGCAAAGGCGUUCCAUGCCUGGCUGAGUCAAGAGAAAAGCGCUUUCCGCUCGGUCCUCUUCCUCCUGUCAGGCAACAACGCCUACUAUGCCGCGCAUGCUGCCGAGCUGGUUGCCCGUGCCGCCGUCCAGUUCAAGCCGAUGACCGCGGACCACUUCCUCAACGCCAUGCGUGCUCGUAACUCGAAGCCUUCUGAGCCCUCUGACAAGGCGGCGCCCGGUUCCGAUGCCACGGGACUUUUCGAUUGA
This is a messenger RNA of Symbiodinium natans, 1374 nucleotides long. Lineage: Eukaryota; Dinophyceae; Suessiales; Symbiodiniaceae. The record is from the annotation of a GenBank genome assembly.